GGAGAGACACCAUUAAUGUGGGCAGCUCUGAGCGGCAACGCGAUCAUUGUUGAAUUACUUCUGCGGGCGGGAGCAAGCAUUGAUGCUCGUGGCCGCGGAUUUUGCACUCCUCUCCUGUGGGCGACCAUCUGCGGGCAUCUGCCGGCCGUCCAUCUUCUACUUAAGCAUGGCGCGGAUGUUAACGUUCAAGAUGCCGGGGGUCGCACUCCACUGCACUGGUCGUCUAAGAAAGGGCACACAGCAAUUGCCCAAAGAUUGCUUGAAUUCGAAGCAAAAGUCGACCUCAAAGACGCACAAGCUCAGACUCCUUUGAUUUGCGCAGCGAAGAACGGUCAUAAAUUAACAAUGGAAGUCUUGAUC
Molecule: messenger RNA, 360 nt
Organism: Microdochium trichocladiopsis
Lineage: Eukaryota; Fungi; Ascomycota; Sordariomycetes; Xylariales; Microdochiaceae
Product: ankyrin repeat protein
Exons: 1
Molecular function (GO): protein binding
Source: RefSeq, a predicted model, not a curated record